AUCGAUCCAAUAAGUAAUUCUGCUCAAUCAGGAUAUAUAAUCUGCGCAGUUUUCCACAUCCUCCUCAGUCUAACCAUGAUCACCAUGAACACUUGUCUUUACCUCUGUUAAAAAUUUCAGUCAACCUGUGACUGUAAAUCAUUGAAAAUCAACAAACAAAAACAAACGGUUUUUUUCAAAAAUCAAAGUCAACUAACCAACCGACCACCAGGAGUGACACUAACAAAACAUCAACAAGACCAAGAUAAACAAAAGAAUUGACUUCAACAAUUAAGUUGUUUUAAUCAAUUUACCAACUUGAUCUUUCAUUUAAUUAAAGUUAAAGAUCAAUUAGAUUACCAAUUAACUGUGUACCAAAGUAUUUCAACUUAAUUGACUUGUGAAGCAACUGUUUGGAUCAAGCAACAUCAAGCUGUGGUUCAACUUGUAUCAAAAGAUUGGCAACUAUGAGUGAAUGUAAACCAAAAAACUUUCUCAGGCAAUUUCGUGAUUGUAAAACAAAUGAACUUCGCAAUUUAACUGCUGUCCAGUUUAUGGAGGUUUGGCGUCAUUAUGAUAAAGAUGGAAAUGGCUUCAUAGAGGGAAGAGAAUUGGAUAAAUUUCUUCGAGAAUUCAUACUCUCAAUCAACCCAACUGAUGAGAUUAAUCCUGAGCUUUUUUCAGAAUCAACAUUAGCUGAUCUCAAGGAUUGCUUCAUGGAAGCCUAUGAUGACAACAAGGAUGGAGCAAUUGAAAUCCGAGAAUUGGCUCAACUCUUACCUUUGGAAGAAAGUUUUCUUUUGCUUUUUCGUUUUGAUAAUCCCUUGGAUUCCAGUGUUGAAUUCAUGAAAAUCUGGCGUGAAUACGAUACAGAUAACAGUGGAUUCAUUGAAGCAGAUGAAUUAAAGAAUUUUUUACGUGAUUUAAUGAAAGAAGCCAAUCGAGGUGCCAUUGAUGGUGAUGUUGAUGAAGACAAAUUAAUUGAAUACACUGACACAUUGCUUCAAAUAUUUGAUACCAAUAAGGAUGGUAAAUUACAAUUAAGUGAAAUGGCCAAAUUGCUUCCAGUCAAGGAAAAUUUUCUCUGUCGAUCCAAUUUCAUUGGAACCAAAUUAACUCAACAAGAUAUUGAGACAGUCUUCUCUCUCUAUGACAGGGAUAACAAUGGAACCAUUGAAAAUGAAGAGUUGAAAGGGUUUCUCAAAGAUCUACUUGAAUUGGUUAAAAAAGAUUACGAUGCUCAAGACUUGGAGCAAUUUCAAAGAUCCAUUUUAAAAGGCUGCGAUCUGAAUAAAGACGGAAAAAUUAACAAAAAAGAGUUAACUAUGGUUCUAUUAGCGUUGGCUAAACACGCUCAAGAGGAAGAGGAUUCAAUGGAUGAAGAAGACAAGCUUAAUAACAAUCAAGUUAAUGGUGCCAACUAUGACAAUAAUAGGAAUAACCAUUCAGUUAAUAAGACCAAUAAUCAUAAUCACUCUAGUAAAAAUGAGAAUGUUCAUUUAAAUAAUAAUGUUCAUAAUAACAAUCUGAAAGUUAACCAAAAAUGAAAUGAAAAUUCAUGGCCCUUCAAUAUCAUUACCAUUAUUAUAUCACUAUCAAUGCUAUUUACUGUUCACCAUUGCUCAGUUAAUGGUUUAUUAAUGGUUGUAAUCAUUGAAAGGGUUGAAAUGUAUUGUAAUGGUUGAGAGGGAUUGUUAAGAUAAGUGAAGAUGAUUUAAGAAAUAUUCAUUGAUUCAAUUGUUGUUAUUAUGAUUAUUAUUAUCGCUAUUGUGACUGAUCAUUUGUCCUGCUUAACUUUAUUAUUAUUUAUCAUUUAUGAACAAUAUUUUUUGGUGGAAAAUUAUUUCAACUAUUUAUAUAUUUAAAUUAUAAUUGUAAAUUUCAAUUAUUGAAAAGAUACAAAAGCAGUCCAUGUUUAAAGUCAAUGAUUCUGUACCUUAAUAGACUCAAUGUUAACCAUUUUAUGUUUAAUGUUUUUGCUGUAUAUUAAUCUUAAUCAUGAUUGGAUUAACAAUCAUGGGGUUGAUUUCAGUCUAAUAAUGAUAUUCAAACAUUUGUUUUAAUUAUAACACUUAGCCUUGACAUGGAAAAUGAUUAACAAUCUUAAUAUUUUAGACUUAAUAAACAGAGUUGUCCUAAUCAUUGUUAAAAUUGACAGAUCUGUUAUUAAAUGAAUCCUGACGGAAUCUUAGCUGAUUUAA
Tetranychus urticae (two-spotted spider mite) is the source of this 2180-nucleotide messenger RNA. RefSeq names its product calbindin-32. NCBI's taxonomy places the organism in Eukaryota, Metazoa, Arthropoda, Arachnida, Trombidiformes, Tetranychidae. Gene Ontology annotation, molecular function: calcium ion binding. Gene Ontology annotation, biological process: regulation of presynaptic cytosolic calcium ion concentration; regulation of long-term synaptic potentiation. The record is from RefSeq and is a predicted model, not a curated record. Gene Ontology annotation, cellular component: terminal bouton; dendrite; nucleus.